This is a messenger RNA of Pseudophryne corroboree (corroboree frog), 3396 nucleotides long. Its product is annotated as gastrula zinc finger protein XlCGF71.1-like. Gene Ontology annotation, biological process: regulation of transcription by RNA polymerase II. NCBI's taxonomy places the organism in Eukaryota, Metazoa, Chordata, Amphibia, Anura, Myobatrachidae. The record is from RefSeq and is a predicted model, not a curated record. Gene Ontology annotation, molecular function: RNA polymerase II cis-regulatory region sequence-specific DNA binding; DNA-binding transcription factor activity, RNA polymerase II-specific. Bases 147 to 884 code for a protein of 245 amino acids. The transcript has a single exon.
CAACAGGUCCGCACGCCUCCUCACACUAUCCUGAGAAGACGCAUCAGUGCUCGGAGUGUCAGCAAUGUUUCCCUAAUCAUUCAGCCCUCGUUGUCCAUCAGCAAACGCAUAGCGCCAGUAAUCUGUAUAGAUGCUCGGUCUGCAGAAUGCAUUUCAGCUCCAAAUUGGCUCUUACUGUCCACCUACGAUGUCACACUGAGGACAGACUGUUUCACUGCUCUUACUGUGGGAAAUCCUUUCACCAGAGGUCACGUCUGCUGUACCAUAAGAGGACUCACACUGGUGAGAGGCCAUAUUCAUGCCUGGAGUGCGGGAGAUGCUUUGCCAGGAGGUCUGCCCUUACUAAGCACCAAAAGAUUCACUCUGGUGAGAAGCCGUUUAAAUGCGCAGAAUGCACUAAAUGUUUUACCCAGAAAGGUGACCUUGUGAAGCAUCAGCGCACUCACACCGGGGAAAAACCAUUUCCUUGCCCUGUGUGCAGGAGAUGUUUUACUAUCAGAUCUGCCCUUACUAAGCACCAAAAGAUUCACUCUGGCGAGAAGCCGUUUAAAUGCGCAGAGUGCACUAAAUGUUUUUCCCAAAAAGCUGACCUUGUGAAGCAUCAGCGCAUUCACACUGGAGAGAGGCCAUUUCCAUGCCUGGAGUGUGGGAGAUGUUUUACCAUCAGAUCUGCUCUUGUCAUGCAUCAGCGGCUACACUCCGGUGAGAAACCGUUUAAGUGCUCGGAAUGCGGCAAAUGCUUUGUCCAGAGAUCCAGCUUAGUCACACAUCAGCGCACUCACACCGGGGAGAGGCCGUAUGUGUGUACCCAGUGCGGCCGCAGUUUUUCAGAUAGCUCAAAUCUUUGGCGACAUAAAAAGGUUCACACCGAUCUUGGUGAAUAAACUGCUCAUCACAUGUAUAACAAGACUUGCACAGGAAUUGAAAACAGACUUCUUUUCCCACCAUAUGCAGGUCUUGAAAUUGUGCAAUGGUCUGUGUCCCGCUAUGGAUCCAUCUAAAAAUGUGCGUUGUUGAUACAAUAGAAAAAUUACUUGAAAGUCCCACCUAUUACGAAUUCUUGGUGUAACUGAAAUUAGUUAUGAAUUUGAAGGGCCUCUGAACUGUCUCUCUUACAUGUGUUAUUUCUAUGUGUUUUUAUUGAUUACAUUUAGGACCGCGAUUGGGUAGGGGGUAUAUUCAAAUGGAGCUUGUACUUAGAUGGGCUGCCUGUAACAGAUGAUUCUGAUUGUGAACUGUUUCUGUGAAUUUGAGGCAGUUCCAUGCCUGAAUAAUUGCUACUGUUAGAGCCAAAGCAAGAAGGAAUACAGGUGACCUGCUCCCAGGGUCCCUCUCCACAAGGGGACCCUCUCGUAAUGUGGGAUCACCAUUACAUCAUCCCAGCAGUAUAAUCGGUGACCGUGGGGGGUGGUGUCUCCAUCUGUCAGCCUUAACCAAUAGUCUGGUGAUAUGUGCUUGGGUCUGGCGAUCAUGUGCGUGUCUCUGGGUGAGUAUGUGGGUAGGUCUGGUGAUCGUGGGUGGGUCAGACGGUCAUAUGUGGGUGUCUAGGGAAAUAUUUCGGUGGUGGGUCAUGUGGAUAUGUGUGGGUGUCUGGGGCAAUAUGUGGCACCCUUCAUCAUUGUGGAAGGUUGAUAUAUACAGUUAUUAUACCUUUCUCCAUUAGCCAGGGUUCCACGCUACAUCUCUGUAUCUACUGGGCCAUUAGAAGAAAGAAUCCUGUCUGUUUCAGUUUUUACUGGGCUGCAAUUUCUAAUAUCAGUCCGGAUUACAGUGGUUUAUCAUUCCCUAGAAAUGUGCUUUUCCAAAAGUGCAAUUAGAAGGUGCAAAAUAUGCACAGAAGUACAGGAUGAGGCCCAAAUUAAACCAUCUUAGUGCAGCUAGAAGAAUCAAGUCCACUUGCUGAGCGGAAAAGGCUCUGUUCCCUACCAACACAGGGAGUGACACUUUAAACAUCACUUCUCCUCACCUUCAUACUAUACUAUUUAAUCCCAUCACAUAAAAUUAAAUCUUGUAUUUAUUUGCAUGUCGGGGUAUUACUAUGACUAAUCCGUGCCCCCACAUUCUCUUUUCCCUCAACAUGUCCCAUCUGAUUUUACAGCUGUUCUGUCCGUAACUCCAGGCCAGAUCAGCAUAACUGUAAGAAAUCUGCAAGAAUGGGUGGUGGUUGUCACACAGCAGCAUUUGCUGAACCUGAUACAACAUCUAAGAUCUAACUAGCCAUAUGAAGCCUAUUCAAGUUGAACAAACCAAACAGCAUCUCUGUUUUGCUGUCUAAAACUGUUGCAAUCUAUACAAAAUUUCAGUUUGCUGUAAGCCGUUUGACACAUAUGCUAUCUUCCAAAAAGGCGCAUUUUUUAAUUCACCCCAGUGUUGGCAUAUUUCAUCUCUCUUGUGUCAACUGUUUUGCUUUAUGUUUUAUGGCAGAUAUGUCUGACCUUUAAAAGCCAGUGGGCAGGUGGGCUGUAUAGCAGUUAGCAUGGGUUCAGUAUGAGUUACCGAUGGGAUAACAGUGGCCAGUAUACAGACAGCGGAAUCCCGUCCAUCAGAAUCACGACAGCCCUCCAUUAAGCCCCCUAACCCUCACCUUUUCCCUACCCUAACGCUCCCCGAUGGGUGCCUAACCCUAACCCUCUUCCCCGCUGCCUAAACCUAACCUUCCCUGCUGAGUGCCUAACCAUUACCUCCCCUUCUAUGUGCCUCACCCUAACCUUCCCGUGGCUGCACCCUAACCCCCUUCUGCUGCCUAACCCCCCCCCCCGGACCCCACAGCAGGACGGCAGCAUGUCUUACUCUCCGAACAAUCGCGUCCGGCUUUGUGUCCUCCCUCGGGAUCCCAACAUCGGUAUAUCGACUGCUUGGAUCCAAUUCAUCGGGAAGCUAACUGCUUCUCAUUCGCAUAUUUAAAGUUUAAUUGCCAUGUUUUUAAUUCUGAGUGAGCAAGUAGGACUUGUAGAAAAAUAGGGUUCCUUGAUGUGGUCUGCAGUAUAUCUUAAAUGUAUUGAUCAAUAUAUGAACUAAAGCCCCGUUGUUUGUUAUGGGGAGUGCAGAGCCUCUGGUACAUAUGCCUAUGCACCUUCUUAGUGUUUUUCCCUAAAUACCAUUGAGGGAAGCAGACAGAUUCAGUAACAUUCUAGUAAUGUAAUAACAAAGAUGCUGCUUCCAUGGUGAUGGAGUAAAUAGACAAUGCCAGCUCAACACUUCUUAUGUUUUUAAUACACACUAAGCUAGACUAUUCCAAACUCCAAUGUUAGGUAGGCAUGACAGGGCUACCAUUUAAGGAACAAUUCUAUAUUAUAUAAAACCUGAAUGAUACAUUUGUAUAACUAUGCAUAGUUUAUUGCUCAUGAUGACGCGACCCAUCCACCGAUGUAUAGAGGGUUUAUCUUAGUACUUUUG